CGCUCCCAGGCCCGCGCCGCCGCCGCCGCCGCAGCCAUGGCGGAAGUUCAUAGACGUCAGCAUGCUCGGGUUAAAGGAGAAGCCCCCGCGAAAUCCUCCACACACAGAGAUGAGGAGGAGCUGGGGAUGGCGCCGGCCGAAACGCUGACCGUGUUUCUGAAGCUGUUGGCCGCCGGCUUUUACGGCGUGAGCUCCUUCCUGAUCGUGGUGGUGAACAAGAGCGUGCUCACCAGUUACAGAUUUCCCUCCUCCCUAUGUGUUGGACUUGGCCAGAUGGUGGCCACAGUAGCAGUUCUGUGGGUGGGAAAGGCACUCAGAGUAGUCAAGUUUCCUGACUUUGACAGAAAUGUACCUCGAAAGACGUUUCCACUACCUCUACUAUAUUUUGGGAACCAAAUCACGGGACUGUUCAGCACAAAGAAACUGAACUUGCCAAUGUUUACAGUUCUAAGAAGGUUCUCCAUCCUGUUUACAAUGUUUGCUGAAGGAGUUUUACUCAAGAAGACUUUUUCUUGGGGUAUUAAAAUGACUGUAUUUGCAAUGAUUAUUGGAGCCUUUGUAGCUGCCAGCUCUGACUUGGCAUUUGAUCUGGAAGGAUAUGUUUUUAUUCUGAUAAAUGAUGUCCUGACGGCAGCAAAUGGUGCAUACGUAAAACAAAAAUUAGAUUCAAAAGAGCUGGGAAAAUAUGGUCUGCUCUAUUAUAAUGCACUGUUCAUGAUUCUGCCCACCCUGGCCAUUGCGUAUUUCACAGGAGAUGCACAAAAGGCAGUGGAGUUUGAAGGCUGGGCCGACACCCUCUUUCUUCUGCAGUUCACCCUCUCCUGUGUGAUGGGGUUUAUCUUGAUGUACGCCACAGUACUCUGCACUCAGUAUAAUUCUGCUCUUACAACUACAAUAGUUGGCUGUAUUAAGAAUAUAUUAAUAACUUAUAUUGGAAUGGUCUUUGGUGGAGAUUAUAUUUUCACAUGGACAAACUUCAUUGGCUUAAAUAUCAGCAUUGCUGGGAGCCUGGUGUAUUCCUACAUCACUUUCACUGAAGAACAGCUGAGCAAACAGUCAGAGGCCAGUAACAAGCUGGACAUUAAGGGGAAAGGAGCAGUGUGAUCAGAGGAGUGCUUCAACUAUGUAGGCCCAAGUUUUUGAUCAGCUCAGAACACUGGCAGUUCCUACGCAGAUACUGAGGUGUCUUGAUGGAGAAAAUACCAUUCCUUUGCACUUGUACAAUCUGAGGAUUGAUUGCUGCCUUUUAAAAUUUUAUGAUGAAAGAAACUUA
Molecule: messenger RNA, 1273 nt
Organism: Lemur catta (Ring-tailed lemur)
Lineage: Eukaryota; Metazoa; Chordata; Mammalia; Primates; Lemuridae
Gene: SLC35D1
Product: solute carrier family 35 member D1
Exons: 12
Coding region: 37-1104 (355 amino acids)
Cellular component (GO): Golgi apparatus
Molecular function (GO): antiporter activity; GDP-fucose transmembrane transporter activity
Source: RefSeq, a predicted model, not a curated record